CUUGGCUACCACACACACACACUCUCUCUCUCAGUCCUCUCCGAAGGAUCCUCAUCCAUGGCCGCCAACACGGACUCUCCGCACUUGGAUCGAGCACAAGAUACAAGGUACAUGCUACUUAUGUACACUUAUGUUCCGAAUACAUCUGGUAUAUGUGCUACGCGGCCUAGAAGCCAAGAUCGAAACAGACUUUCCGCAAAUAAACUCCGACCGUCGACGGAAAGGAAAAACAGAAUAAGAAAUAUAAACUAUAUACAAUGAUUCUUCCAAGUGCUCGUGAACAGCGUGCAAACUUUCGAUGCCCAUUGAAGAGCUGAAGAUCUCUAGCUGAACAGCAUGGCCGAGGGAAAGCAACCAAAACCCGAAGAAAAAGAAACAACGAAAAAGGGAAAGAAAAAAAAAAUAAAUUAAUAAAUAAAAUUAAAUCUCAAUUAAAACCCAAACCCCAAAG
Molecule: messenger RNA, 451 nt
Organism: Aspergillus welwitschiae
Lineage: Eukaryota; Fungi; Ascomycota; Eurotiomycetes; Eurotiales; Aspergillaceae
Exons: 1
Coding region: 58-261 (67 amino acids)
Source: RefSeq, a predicted model, not a curated record